Molecule: messenger RNA, 1279 nt
Organism: Diospyros lotus (date-plum)
Lineage: Eukaryota; Viridiplantae; Streptophyta; Magnoliopsida; Ericales; Ebenaceae
Exons: 2
Coding region: 225-1028 (267 amino acids)
Source: RefSeq, a predicted model, not a curated record
CGUUCCCUUGUUUUCUUUGUGGCGAAGGCAAAAAGCAACACCACUAUCUCUCCCUCUGCCCCGUCUCCCCUCGUCCCUGGGUCGAGCAGAGCAGUAUCUCGUGUCGGUGCUCACCUGAGAAUGUGAGCAUCGGCAGCAGUUUCGGCUUUUGAGUUUUCAGACUCUCCGGUCGCUGGAAAGCUUCAACUGAUUCAGUAAAGCUGCGGGCAUCUGAUCCAGUGUCGAUGAUCAGGAACAACAAAGAGACCCAUCCGUCGCUGCCUCCCAACUACCUCACGCUUGCACAGCUCCGGGAGCGAUGGCUCAAGGAAAAGCAGCAGGGAAAGCAAGAGGAGGAGGAGGAGGUGAAAGCGACGGAGCAAAGAGAGAAUGAAGAUAAGGAACGCCAAAAGCGCGAGGAUCAGGAGAACCGUUACGAGAAUGGGGAAACGAGCCAGGAGCCGAGCAAAACUGUGCCUCGUCGUCGGCCGUUUCGACCGAAUCGGGGGGGAAAACGCUUGAUCGCGGUUGGAGUAAAGGAGCAGGAGUCUGUGGAGUCGCGAAUCGUAGAGGUUGCGGUUAACGAUUCGGAACGGAAGAGGGAUGGUUCCAAGAAGAAGAAACUGUGGAUGAAGAUGAAAGCUAGGCCGGAGAAAGGUGGAACCGGAGGUACGGAGCAGCCAUUGCCGGGAGAAGUGCCGAAGGGGGAGAGUGCGGAGGCCGUGGUUAAAGGAGACGUUGAGAAGGUGAUGAAAGGUACUGAAAUCAAGCGGAAUGGCGGCGAUAUGCGGGUGCACGGUAGUAACUGGGAGGAAGAAGCUACGGUUGGUGGAUCGGAUGAAAUCGGAGGGAAAUUGGAGGUUCUUUCCCUGGGCGGCGAGAGAAGAGGCGACCGGAGAUCGGCUGGGAACGUGUAUCGUGAUCACUUCAAGCACAACAGGGGUUCUGCAGGGUUUAAUCUCUCCAAAAUUCAGAAGCCGAGGGAUUCAAAAUUGGUUUGGGUUAGGAAAGGGGAGCCGUCUGAUGUCAAUCUUGCCCAGAGCUCAUGAAAGGAGAACAAAUGAAAAGGGAGAAAUUGCUGCUCUUCCUGUGUCUCUAGUGAGCUCAAUAUACAAUCUUUUUGGUGCAUGUAAAGAAAAUGAAUGCUUUGUCAUUUUCUGAAAAGUAGAUGCAUCAUUUGCAAGAAAACUUAUCAACUUUGUGGAUUUUCUUUGUUUAUCAAAUGUUCUAUCUUGAAUGUGAGUUGGCAUUUAUAAUAUGUUAAAUUAUUAUGUUGAGGUAUUGAGAUGGUUGCCUUAUA